Molecule: messenger RNA, 1780 nt
Organism: Zeugodacus cucurbitae (melon fly)
Lineage: Eukaryota; Metazoa; Arthropoda; Insecta; Diptera; Tephritidae
Gene: ppk24
Product: sodium channel protein Nach
Exons: 10
Coding region: 110-1780 (556 amino acids)
Biological process (GO): sodium ion transmembrane transport
Cellular component (GO): membrane
Molecular function (GO): ligand-gated sodium channel activity
Source: RefSeq, a predicted model, not a curated record
AGAGCUACAAUUAGUGCGACUGUCGGUUGUCAAACACCGCUAGUGUAUACGGCGAUUGAAUCUCUUUCACCUGCCACGGUUGAAAUCCAAACGUAAAUGGUAAUCAGUAAUGCCGCACCAAAAGCGCCAUACACCUCCAAAGGCGCCAAAUAAAACAGAUCCACCAUUUGUACUGGGACGUGCAGCUUGGUGGGUGCCGACAGUCGCGGUUCAACGACGAGAUGGCAAGCGGAAAAUCUCAUUUGCCGAGGCAUUCAGGGACUUCCUGCAGAAUGUGUCAUUUCAUUGUUAUGGAAAAUUAGUGGAGCCGCAUCGGCGUUUCCAUGAACGUUUCUUUUGGAUUAUUUUCCACAUCACAAUGAUGAGCGUACUGAUUAUUUUUCUAUCGGGUACGUCCAUCUUCGAGGGACAAUUUUUAAGUACAACCAUAUAUGAUCCAUUGUUUCCCAUACAUAAGGUGCCCUUCCCCACAUUAUCGAUAUGCACGCUGAAUCGCAUGUCGAAUUAUUCAGUCACUAGAUAUGCAGAGAAGCUACAGCGGAAAGAUCCAUACAAACGUGGAGUUGACUAUUUUUACAAUGAAAUCAGAAAAUUAAGUUAUCCGUAUUCUAAAAAAACUGAAAAUGAUGAUAAUUUUGAAGAUUUCUUAGAAUUUCAAAACUUUUUGGAUAUAUACGAUACCAAAGAUACUGAGGUGUUUUAUAACACCAGAGAUCGCAUGAAGGAGUUAAGUCCUAGUUGCAAGGAUAUAUUGGUGCGUUGCCGUUUGGCCGGAGAGGACUUUGAAUGCUUGACGAAAUUUACGGAAACCUUAACAGCGAAUGGUUUCUGCUGUACUUUCAAUGAAGAUGGCUUAUAUUCAAAGCCGCGAGAUGAAAGUUUCAGCUUUUACAAGGAGCUAAAUGGCUUGGUUUUAUUACUAAACUCUUCAAAUAAUGAUGAGUUUUUCAAACAAUCGCUUUCAGCAGGCUUCGCAUUUUAUAUCCAUCCCUAUGGCUAUUACGCAGACGUUUCGAGCGGUUCGGUAAAGGAACGCUUCGUGGAAAGUGGCAUGCAUACGUAUAUGUCAAUUAAGCCUGGUAGCAUGCAAACUGUCAACGAAGCUCGCAUACUGUCGCCAUCAGUGCGCAAAUGCUACUUUGACGACGAGCAAUCUCGCAUAUUUGGUAAACAAUACAGCUCGAAUAACUGUAUAACACGUUGUCGUAUGCAUAGCAUGUUGGUGCUGUGCAAUUGUUUGCUUUUCAUGUAUCCGGAAGACUUGCUAGACGUGUCUACAGAUUUUGUCUAUUGUACGCUUAGGCAUAAAGCCUGCUUGGAACGUUAUUAUUUCAAAUGGUCUAACGUUAUUACUGAGCGCGCAAAUAUUCCUGGACUAGAACGCGAAAUGGAGGACUCUUUAUACUGUCCGCAAUGCCUGCCGUUGUGCUCUUCGGCGCGUUAUGAUGUUUAUGCCAAUGCAUUGCCUUUGACUUUAUAUAAUAUGCACACUUUUCCCGAAAUAGCCGAGGAGAAUAUAUCGAGUCUUGCUUUGACACAUGUUUACUUCGGUGUCUCGCAUAUACAAAUUUUUCGACGUGUACUUAAAGAUACUUGGUUUGAAGUUCUCAGCUUCAUCGGCAACAUAGUGAGUAUUAUAACGGGCUUCUCACUGAUAGGCAUUUGUGAGGUGCUAUACUUUAUCGCUCGUCAACUGUUUUUGGCUCUGAAAAGUGAAAUGGCAUCUGAUCGCAAAGUUAAAAAGAAGAAAGAGAAAACAGCUUUGUUAAUUCUACCAUGA